AUGGAGGGCAUUGACGGAGCUCCGGUGGGCUGGCCUGACCCCAAGCAGUGUCACCUCGGCCUCACCGAAGCCAAGUACCUGGGCUACAAGAUUGGUAGAGGGCUCAUCAUGCCCCGGGAGAAGAAGUUUGAGGUGGUGAAGAAGUUCCUACAUCCCACAAACAAGACCCAGGUACGAGCAUUCUUGGGGUUGGUGGGCUACUACCGCUGCUUUCUCCUCUAUAGUCUGCACCCUGUCAGACCUAAUCAGGAAAGGGCAACCAGAGACUUCGGCUGCCCCUUCACCCUAUAUACCGACACCUACGGCACCGGCUUAGGAGCAGUUCUCUCUCAGCUCCGGGAUGGAGAAGAGCACCCCGUGGUCUAUAUCAGUAGGAAACUCUCACCCGCAGAAACCAGACUCAGACGGCACCCCAGGAGAGUGACAUUCACCACAGAACUGCACCCCACAUGCACAGAGUGGAAGCCUGCACCAGUCACCCUCCGGGGCACUUACCAGCUGUACAGGGGAGUGAUGAGUGGUGCAGGACCAGGAGCCGUGGGAAUGGGGGACUCCCAUCGGCUGCCCCAAACCUGGACAGCCAUCACCAUCCACUGGGCGUGGCGUCCACUGAGGGCUAUCCAGUGCUGCCGCCAGGCAAUGUGGAAAAGUGGUUGUCAGUGUUUGAUAAAGGCAAAAACAGAUUUUAGUACUUCAGCAGAAAUGGAGAGAAUCACAUGUAUGUCUCUUCUGCUCACAGCUGUGGUCAGUUCUUCUGCACGAGCUCCGCGUCAGUAUCACUUUGUGAAUCAGAACCUGAGCUGGACUGAAGCUCAGAGUUACUGCAGAGAGAAAUACACAGAUCUGGUCACUAUCAGUGACAUACAAGAACAGAAUGACAUUGAACAGGCCAUAAAGAGAGUGAACAGCAAUGCUGACCGUGUCUGGAUUGGACUGAAGAACACAGACUCAUGGAUAUGGUCUCUGAGUGACCCUGCCUUCUACAGAGAACACGAGUCUCAGUACAGGAACUGGGAUAAAACUACAGGAAAACCACAACCAAAUGGAGAUGGAGACUGUAUUUACAUGGAUUGUGUGAAUGAUCAUAAAGGACAGUGGCAUGAUGUAGACUGUAGUACAACAAGGCCUUUCAUCUGCUAUAAUGGCAGCAGUAAAGGAUUCAUCAUUGUACAGGAGAAAAAGAGCUGGACUGAAGCUCAGAAAUACUGCAGAGAGAGACACACAGAUCUGGCCAGCGUGAGGAAUCAUACUGAGAAUGAACAGAUUCAGAAGAUCAUAGACCAAAACAAAACUUCAGGUGAUCAAGAUAAACGAGUCUGGAUCGGUCUGCACAGACUCUGGGUUUGGUCAGAUAACAGCACCUCCACAUUCACACACUGGAAAUCUAAUAGACCCGCAUCCAGAAACACUAAUCACGAUGACUGUGCAUUGAUUGAUCGCCAAGGAAUAUGGACAGAUGAGGAGUGUUCAGAAAAGCAUCCCUUUGUGUGUUAUGAUGAUAAUCUGGUUCUGGUCCGAGAGAAUAAGACGUGGACUGAAGCUCUGAGACGCUGCAGAAACAUGGACAUGGACCUGGUGUCGGUGGAUUCGGAUCAGAUGCAGCGAUGGGUGAAGAUCUUGUUGAUGAAAGUGAGUGCCUCCUCUGAUCACGUGUGGCUGGGUCUGCAUCACUCCUGGACACUAGGAAUCUGGUACUGGGUCAACGGUCAGACCGUGUGCUACGAUCAGUGGGCUUCUGAUUAUGACAUCGGACUGGACGAAUGUGAUCAGACGGUGAGAUCCGGAGCCAUUCGGACCCGUGAUAAUCACUGGAUCAGCCUUCCUGAAACUGAAGAAAUCAACUUCAUCUGCAUCAAGUACAUGUGAUCCAGAUUACACAGAUUACUAAUAUUCAUACAUAUAAAAUAUACAUAUAAAAUGCCAAUAAUACAAUUACUGGUUACUUUUCAUUGAUGACAAAUUAACAAAACAAUAGUAAGUUGUACAAGUAAAAAUUUCAGGCCAUUUGGGCUCAAUUCAAGUAAAAUGGGGUGGUGUUGGGGCAGUGGACAAGACACAUGCCUUUGGUGUGAGAGACCUGGGUUUGAAUCCACUGUGAGACACCAAUGUGUCCCUGAGCAAGACACUUAACCCCUAGUUGCU
Carassius auratus (goldfish) is the source of this 2142-nucleotide messenger RNA. Its product is annotated as lymphocyte antigen 75-like. Lineage: Eukaryota; Metazoa; Chordata; Actinopteri; Cypriniformes; Cyprinidae. The record is from RefSeq and is a predicted model, not a curated record. The transcript is spliced from 9 exons. The coding region runs from base 1 to 1866 and encodes 621 amino acids.